Messenger RNA from Leptinotarsa decemlineata (Colorado potato beetle), 1845 nucleotides. RefSeq names its product Ionotropic receptor 60a. Lineage: Eukaryota; Metazoa; Arthropoda; Insecta; Coleoptera; Chrysomelidae. The record is from RefSeq and is a predicted model, not a curated record.
AUGUGUAUCACCGAAGGUGUGAGAAGUUACUUCACCUCGAGUUUCGGAACCAUCAGCUACUCUUUACCUCUCACAGAAGUCAAAGAUCCAAAAUCAUUUUACCUCCUCAACCAAAUAGUCCUCAGAGUGAUCGAAGAAACGGAGCGAGUAACAGUUUUAGUAAAAAACCUCAGGACAUACACGAUCAACGUCAAAAGACUACACGACAAAACCAAGAACUACAUCAUACAAAUUCGGGGACACGGAGAAUUUUCUACGGUCAUCGAAAAGCUCGAGAAACAUCUAUCUUGGAAUCCGCAUGCAAGAUUCCUAGUGGUGUCUUCCACGAUAUUCCCGAACCCGGAUGAGAUUGCCGCAGAAAUAACAGCGUCUCUGUGGAAAUACAACGUUGUCAAUGUUGCUAUCUUGCUUCCUGAGCCAGAAAAUACAACGAAAUUGAAUGUUUAUACCUGGGAACCCUACAGCAACAGUAGCUGCGGAGAUAACUUUCAGGAUACUCGAGUUACUGACAGCUGCUCUUUCGGAGUCAUGGAAACCAAUAACUCCUGGUUCGAAAGUAAAAUAAAAGGAGAGUUGUACAACUGCACAAUCAAGGCUCGAUAUAUCAAAUGGCCUCCUUUUGUUACAACAGACGUUUCGAAGGGAUUCCAGAAACCGAACUCUCUCUUGAACCAAGGAAUCGAUGUCAACCUACUCAACAUGGUAGCAAGCACAUUAAAUUUGAUCGUCUUGUAUGAGUCUAGCAACGUAUCGUUUUGGGGCGAAGCUUUCGUCAAUAAAUCGUUCACGGGAGAUCUAAGCCUCCUUGAUCGAAACGACGUCGAUGUAGACAUUUUGUUAGGAGGCUACACGAAGUCAUACGCGAGAUCAGUCUACUUCGAUUGUAGUCGUUCGUAUAUUCAAGAGACUCUCGUUUGGUGUGUACCACACGAGCUGGUCACGCUGGGGCUGAAACCAUUGAUAGAUAUUUUGAACGGACCGGUAUGGAUUGGAGUAAUUUUAUUAUACAUUAUUUUCACCUUGGGGAUCUGGUAUCUAAGUACCACUGACUUGAAUCAGGAGAGGUCGGUGUACAGUAGGUUGGGCGACACAUCCUUGAAUAAUUUUUUGGUUCUACUUGGAUUCUGUGCGAAUACCCUACCAAAGUCCGGUUUAGUGAGGUUCCUCAUGGGCUUGCUGAUUAUUUUCAGUCUCCACCUGAAUAUACUUUAUUCUAGCUACCUAACAAGUAUCCUAUCCAGCCACAAUUUCAAAGAGAAAUACAACAGUGUAGAGCUCAUAUAUAAAUAUAACCUUGACACAUACUUUAUCAAUAGUGAAGGUUAUUUCCAGUCUUAUGGUAAGGAAGAAGAUAAUCUCGUUGGCGGCGUGCCUAUCAGUUUGAUUUUGCAUAAAUGGAAGGAAUGUACCAACCUGGAAACUUGCACCGAAAACUUGCUAACAUCUAAAAAAGCUGCUCUUUGCAUUCCCAAUCUGCAUAAGCAAUAUCUUUUCAAUAAUGUCGAGAAUUUGGCCAGCAGGAAAAGUUUGAUAUAUUGUUUAAAUGAUCAUGUAGUCACUUUUCCUAUUAUAAUGAUAAUGAGAAAGGGUUUUCCGCUUUAUGACGUGUUUCAAAGUAUUAUGAAUCGAAUAAGUAGUGCAGGUUUCAUUGCGAAAUGGGAGUAUGACAUUUUGAGGGACAAACAUAAGUCUCAUAUCGACUUGGAUGAAGGAACUAUUAAAUUCGUUAAUUUACUUCCUAUCUUCAAUAUUCUUCUAGUCGGAUAUAUUUUUUCGACUGUAAUACUCAUUGUAGAAAUCAUUGCAUCUAGAAAAAAAGUUGUUGGUUUAUUUAAUAAAAAGUGA